UCUAUAAGAAUUAUACAUCAAUGAGAAAAGAUAGAUGUAUCAGAAGUUCUGAUGCAGCGGCUGUAUGUGAACACUGCUCAGGAAGAAAUAGGAAAGCUGGAGGGGAUUUUGGGGGGCGUACUGUUUUUAUUCUUGGCGCCCAAGAUUUGAGAACAAAACCCCUACAAACUCUUUCGAACUUCAUUUGCGAAGCCGAUCUAAUCCUACGCACCCCCUCCCCCGCUAUCGUACGCACCCCUGCCUCCUCCAGGUCGGCCAUGGCCGCUCUGGUAAGCACUGAUGCCUGCAAGACGAAGAAGAGGAAGAGGAAAAAGGAGAGAGAAAGAAAGCUUCUUUGUGGAGAGAAGGUCGAGGUACGACAAUUUGAGGAUGGACUGAAAGGGUCAUGGUCAACAGGAGUUGUCAUCAGAUGUGAAAGAUUAGUCCGCCAUGUUGAAUAUACUGAUCUUCUCAGCGAAAAUGGCUCUUCAAAACUCAUAGAAUUAAUUUCUGUUUCACCUGUUGUUGAAGGCAUGGUCACUGUUUGUAGGACCCCAAAAACUUUCCGAGGCCACAUAAGACCUUUGCCUCCUCAUUCUAACAUCCAGCAAUCCAGACUUAGUUAUGGACUUUGUGUUGAUGCUUUUGUCAAUGAUGCAUGGUGGGAAGGAGUUGUUUUCGAUCAUGAAGAAGGUGCCGGGGAAAGGUUGGUUUUUUUCCCCGACGAAGGUGAUCAACUAAGGAUCAACGUUGAUCACUUGCGUCUUUCCCAAGAUUGGGAUGAGGUUUUGGGAGGUUGGAGACAUCGUGGUGACUGGUUGUUUCUUGGGUUUAUUAAGAAAAUAGAGCAGGAGGGAUCAUUACCUGUUUCAGUCAGGCAAAUUUGGUACGAUAUGAGGGCCAAUGUUUGUCUCAGAAGCAGAAGUUUGGAGUGGACUUGCAGAGAGACAUGUGUGUGGGAAAAGUUGGUGCUGGAAGCUGUUCAGGAGAAUGUGCAUGCUGCUGCUGGGCAACCUUUUCCUGCGUCAGAUUUUGUGGCCAAAAAGAAAUUGGCUGCGUGCAAGACUAGAAGGAAGACUGGUGAAUCACUAAUUUUGGUUAGUGGGGCAGAUUUGGGAGUCCAAAUGGAUGAGUACAGUCCACCGAUGUUAGUUGGAUCUAAUGUGGCCGAAGAAGAUUUGGCUGUCCGGAAGAGUAAACGGAGGAAAAUAAGCAAAUCACGAAAUUCCAUAAGUGAGGCAGAUUCGGAAUUCCAAAUAGAGGAGUGUCCACAGAUCUUAGAUGAAUGUAUUGAUCAAGACAAGCAAAUAUGCCAACCUGUUUUGGCUCUCCCUUCUGAACUGAAUGCUGUUGCUCUUGAACCUGCUUUGGAUAUUGGAUCAGAGGAUUCUAUUGAUCUUCACAAGGAGGAUGAUCAGGAGAACCUGUCUGGACCUAGAGGGUCUGAUCUCGUGGCUGAUGACUUCAUAUCUGAAGAGGAUUUGACUACUCGUGUGAGUGAAAGAAGGAAAACCUGUAUGGUGCAAUCUUCAGCAAGCAGGUCAGUUUUGAGAGACCAAAUUGAAGAUUAUGGUGUACAGCAUACAUUGGACCGGUCUGAAGAAUGUGUUGGUCAAGAGAACCAUUUACGCCAGCAUGGUUUGGCAUUUCCUUCUGUACCAAAUACUGCUGCACUUGAACCCUCUCAGAAUAUUAGAUUGGAGGGUUUGAUUGAUGUUCACAAUCCUAGCGCCAAUGCUUGUGGCUCUCAUUUUCACAGGGAUUUUUCUACACGUAGCCAAGGUAUUUCACCUUUACCUUCGGAUCUAGACCCCCAAACUCCCAAACCUAAAGCACCAUCAGAUUCUAUUUCUCCAUAUGGUGAUAAUCAUUGUGUCCAGCCGCAUUUGGUACCAGGUGACAGUGCAAGAUUGGAAGCCAAAAUGCAACCUUUGGCCACCAGUUGGGUGUUAGGCAAUGGUCCAACUGAUAUUAACUGUCAGCAUAAUGUUUCACCCAGGGGGAGUCGCUAUUAUUCUUUUUCUGAAGCCUGUACAGCAUGGAAAGACGAUGGGAUUGUUCAUGAUAUGUUGAAUGGUAAUGAGGGUAAAAAUAUUGGAAUGCGUGUUGACCAAGAUGCUGAGUUGAACAGUGAUCUUGCUCCUUUGGAAAAGGAGGCUUAUGAAGCAUCAGGAGGAAAUGGAUCUUGGCAAUCUGUGGGUAAGGAGUUACUUUCUAGGGCUGAAUACUUUCCUAAUGCAAUAGCAGAAUAUUGUGCACUUACAUCUUUAAAAGAGAAAGAGAAAAAAAAGAAAGAAAAAAGAAGGUUCGCUGGCUCAAAGAAUCUACGCAGUACAUCUUUAAAAGCAAGGCUGCAUCUUUUGUUUCUUGGUUGGAAGUUGGAAUUUAAACCAGACAAAAAAUGUGUUAGGAAGCGUUAUAUUUCACCUGGAGGAAAAGCCUACCCAUCCCUUCAUACGGCCUGUAUAUAUUUGAAGGAACAAGAAGUGAAGGUUUGGCAUCGCGGAAAUGAUCAUGGAAGUGUAGAGGAUCACCCAGGCUGUAAAGUUGAUGGACCGCCAGUGGCAACAUUUCAUCCUGAGCCUGACUUUCUUCCACAAGACCCUCUUGGGUAUUCUAGGGUGGUGAAGAAAAUUAUGCUCCGAGAAGAGCACUCUAGCUGUUCUCCCGAGUUAUUCAGGGAUAAUCAAGACUUGAGGAAUGAUGGAUUGCACAAGGACACAGGGAGAUCCUCCACUGGAAUGGCAACUUCUGAUGGCCGAUCAGAUUCAGAUGUUCGACAGAUCCAGUUGCCUGAAAUCCAACAGCAGGGUGCAGAAGGUAGCCCUUCUCAUUUGGGUGAAAAAAAGAAGGUCCAUGACGGUUCUGAGCAGAAGGAUACCGCAGUUUUCAGACCAGAAUACUGCCCUCAAGCCGUAAUAGACUACUACAAAUGUGGAAAAGAUGGGAAAUAUAAACGAAAUACCUCAUGCAGAGAGAUUAAACAAGUUAGGUCAAAAGCAAGGAUGCACCUUUCGGCUGAAGGCUGGAAGCUUUGGUAUGUGAGAAAAGGAAAAAAGCUUGAUUUACGUUACGGUCUACCCAAUGGUGGUGGCUUUAAUUCUCUAUGGGCAGCCUGCAAGGCAUGGACAGAAAAUUUAGGGAUUGAUAAGAGUUCCGGUAUUAGUUCAAGAGGAGACGAGCUUGUCAGCAAGAAAUUUGACAGUCCGAUCAGUGAGAAAUGCAAGAAUUGUGUGAACAGUGUGACUCCUCGCCUUGAGAUUCAGAGAAAUGCACAGCUGUUACAUGGGCGGUCUUGCAAUGGUACUAGUUGGUCUUUUGGUUCGUUACUGUCAAGUGAACUUGGAUCUGGUGAGGUAAGACUCACUGGUGUUAGAAAAUGCCGGAAAAGGAGAAACUACAGUUCAUUUGCUGUUGCCUCUCAACUACUACCUCAUGAAAGAAAUGCUCAUUUGUUGUCAUGGUCACCUAUAGUUGAAAAUGUCAAACCAGAUGGAUUGUCUUCUUUGUGUGAUGAAACAGUAAAACAUUCAAGAGACAGCUCUUCUGGUUCUCGGAAGCGAAAGAAACAAAAGUCAUCUGGUGCUAGAAUUACACGAGGCGAUAAAUCAGACAGCAGAUACCUUACACAUGUGCUGCGAUCAAGCAAAAGAGCUCCACGGGCCGUAGUACCAUGUUCCAGCCAGCACAUGGUUCGAAGUGUUCUGUCUUGGCUGAUAGAUAAUGAUGUAGUAUUACCGAGGCAGAAGGUAUGUUAUAUGCAAGGAAAGGAUCGCCAUGUUGUGGCUGAAGGGCGGAUCACUCGUGAAGGAAUCAAAUGCAAGUGCUGCAAAAAGGUGUACAGUCUGACUGGUUUUGAGGUUCAUGCUGGCAGCAGUAAUCACCGGCCAUCUGCCCAUAUUUUCUUGCAAGAUGGCAGGUCCCUGUUGCAGUGUCAAAUGCAAGUGGUACGUGAUGGGAAGCUUAAGGGCUUGAGAUCAGAUCCAGAUGCACGAAUGAAGAGAGAUCGUUCUCGCUGGAGAAGUGACAAUAUUUGUUCUAUCUGUCGCUAUGGUGGUAAAUUAGUAUUAUGUGAUCACUGCCCGGCCUCAUUUCAUUUAAGCUGCAUUGAUUUAAAGGAUGUGCCUGAAGGAAAAUGGUCCUGCCCAACUUGUCGAUGUGGCAUAUGUGGCAAGAGUGAUUUCAAUGGUGACAGUGAACAGUUCACAGCGAAAACAAUUCUGUAUUGUGAUCAGUGCGAGCGUGAAUAUCAUGUUGGAUGCUUGAGAAGAAGAGGCACAGCGGGGCUAGAAACUUGUCCAGAAGGAAAUUGGUUUUGCAGCAAUAAAUGUUCAAAGAUAUUUAUGCGUAUCCAGAAACUUAUAGGAAAGUCAAAACAAACAGGCGUUGCAGGUUUAACUUGGACCCUUUUGAGACCAAGGAAAGAUGUCAGUUGUGAUCUCAAUACAUUAGAUGGUGAGGCAAUGACGGAGUAUCAUAGCAAGCUAUCUGUUGCACUUGGUGUACUGCACGAAUGUUUUAUACCUAUUACCGAACCACGCACCAAGAGAGAUCUUGUUACAGAUGUUAUUUUCAAUCAAGGGUCAGAGCUGAAGCGGCUGAACUUUCGGGGGUUCUAUACUAUGCUUUUGGAGCGCGGGGAUGAACUGAUAUCUGUGGCCACAGUCAGGAUCUUUGGUGCGAAGGUUGCAGAAAUGCCUCUAAUCGCUACCCGCGUUCAAUAUCGACAACAAGGAAUGUGCCGCCUUCUUAUGAAUGAAUUAGAGAAGAUGUUGUCUGAUUUAGGGGUGGAAAGGUUGUUCUUGCCAGCAACCCCGCAGAUGCUACCAAAAUGGGUUACUUCCUUCGGGUUUACUAAGAUGUCGGUUCCUGAGAGAUUAAAAUUUCUAGAAUACACAUUUCUAGAAUUUCAAGGCACUGUCAUGUGCCAGAAAGUCCUGAUGCCAAGUACAAUCAAAGCUGCAGAAUCAAGAUCAAGAGGCAAAAAAGAUAAAUUUCAAGAUGAGCUACGCAAAAGUAAAAAUGAAAUGGGUUGUGAUAGACACAUGGUCAUUUCUGAAGUAACCCAAACAGUGGUGCCUAUUGCAACAUUGCCCUCUAUUUCUGAAGUAAUCCAAACAGUGGUGCCUAUUGCAACAUUGCCCUCAAUGGAUGUCGAAGAGCAUCCUUUGCACGGUGAAGCCAGUAUAGGUGAAGAGAUCAUGGGCCAUUCUUCUCUGAGCAGCAAUGAUGGAUUAAGCCCUGAGGUGCUUAUUGAAGAUGCUAAACUUCUUAAGCAGAGCGAAAUGGUGAAGCAGAUAUCAAUAGAUGUCAGUGUAGAUGAGGGGAGAGGCAAACCCGGAAUCAUUGAGAUCGUUCCUACAAUCAAUUUGGUGAAACGAAGAACCGAUCCCAAAUUCAAGUUUUUUGGGGUAUGUUAUGUACGCAAAAGAAAGAUGGUUACCAUAGCAAAGUGCACAAUUAAGGGCUUCAAUGCAAGGAAACAUAAUCGGAGCUGCAUUAAUCACUUUCCCAAGUACUACAAGCGCAGGAGGAUAUUAGCUAGUGAGAGAUCAUCAAUCCAAUCGGAUGGGAGCAUUAACAUAUUAUAGAGUAAUCUACUACGCAAGGUGUACAGAUUCGUUUUGUAGAAUGGUCUUCUAGCGGGAGUUGUUUAUGGAGCUUGGUCGAUGGCCAAGAUUUUUGUAUAGACUGAGGGGUUUGGAGAUGGGAGAGUGCAAGCAUAUAUCCACGUUAUUGUGGCAUGAGAGUGCAUCUCCUCCCCUACAUGUUUUUAUUUACCUUCCAUAGGUCUUCCCCCCCCCCCCCCCCCUUACUGUAUUUGUUUCCUUGAGAAAGAAGAGAAUGGUUGAUAUGUGAGGGAAGUUUCAUGAACGAAAUCGUAAUUUAAAAGGUAAAAAAUCACAUCAUUUUAUUUUUUA
Molecule: messenger RNA, 5900 nt
Organism: Magnolia sinica
Lineage: Eukaryota; Viridiplantae; Streptophyta; Magnoliopsida; Magnoliales; Magnoliaceae
Exons: 11
Coding region: 21-5570 (1849 amino acids)
Biological process (GO): negative regulation of DNA-templated transcription
Molecular function (GO): acyltransferase activity, transferring groups other than amino-acyl groups; transcription corepressor activity
Source: RefSeq, a predicted model, not a curated record